This is a messenger RNA of Sinocyclocheilus rhinocerous, 3778 nucleotides long. It is a transcript of the gene jak2a, whose product is annotated as Janus kinase 2a. Gene Ontology annotation, molecular function: growth hormone receptor binding; non-membrane spanning protein tyrosine kinase activity; ATP binding. NCBI's taxonomy places the organism in Eukaryota, Metazoa, Chordata, Actinopteri, Cypriniformes, Cyprinidae. The transcript is spliced from 24 exons. Gene Ontology annotation, cellular component: cytosol; cytoskeleton; membrane. The record is from RefSeq and is a predicted model, not a curated record. Bases 324 to 3659 code for a protein of 1111 amino acids. Gene Ontology annotation, biological process: cell differentiation; cytokine-mediated signaling pathway; protein phosphorylation.
AUUUUAGUGUAAAUAAAAACAAUAUAGUGAUUUUCCACCUUCAACCGAUGUCCCUUUAAGUCGUUAAUAUGCGAUGACGCUGAAGCGGAAGCCCCGCCCACCGACGCAGCUGCGUUCGUGCGUGCGCGCGGCAGCGGAGAAGUUAGUGCGAUGAGUGUGGAUCCGGAUCGCAGAUGAGGUUCGGCACUUCUGCCGCUUCUAACGCGCUCCGUGGGCGUGGCUAUGUGAGUCUGACAGCGGCUGACGCGGGUUCCGAGAUCCGGUGAUGCGAUGCGGUUCGGUUCGGGUCUCCAUGACAACAGAAUCAGCGGAGUGAAAUAUAAAUGGCUUUGACAGCGUUUGUUAGCAUGGAGCUGUGUGCGAACGCAUCCCAUGUGAGCGGUGACGGGCCGUCGGAGAAGCAGGCGUGUGGCGCCGCCCUGCAGGUUCAUCUGUACAGCUGCAGAGACGAGGCGAGCGCGCUGACGUAUCCGCACGGAGAAUACGUGGCAGAAGAGCUCUGCAUCAGCGCCGCCAAAGAGUGCGGUGUCAGUCCCCCGUACUGCAGUCUGUUUGGACUCAUGAGAGCGCGAGACCGAGUGUGGCUUCCACCCAAUCACAUCCUCAAGAUCGAGGCCUCGGCCAAUGAGACGCUGCUGUACAGGAUCAGGUUUUAUUUUCCAGGCUGGUACGGCAGCGGCUCGAGCUCGGCCCGCAGGUACGGCGUCUCCAAGAGUUCAGAGGCACCUGUGCUCGAUGACAUCACCGUGGCGUACCUGUUUGCUCAGUGGAGGUCAGAUUUUCUGAGCGGCGCGGUCAGCGUUCCCAUCAGCCUGGAGUUUCAGGAAGAGUGCUUGGGAUUGGCUGUUCUUGAUAUGAUGUGUUUGGCCAAAGAAAAAGCCAAGUCACCUGUUGACAUCUACAACCACAACAGUUAUAAGUCGUUCCUCCCGAAGAACAUGCGAGCGCACAUCCAGAACCAGCACUUUGUGACCCGGAAGAGGAUCCGCUUCCGCUUCAGGAAGUUCAUCCAGCAGUUCGGAGCGUGUAAAGCCACGCCGCGAGACCUGAAGCUGAAGUACGUGGUCAGUCUGGAGACGCUGCAGGCGGCCUUCUACAGCGAGCAGUUCCUCGUCAGCGAAGCGUCCGCCGGAGACGUCUGCAUCCUCGUCAGCGGGAGCCGCGGCAUGCGAUGGUCCAAAGUAAAAGAGGCCAGAGACCGAGAGGAUCCGCAGGUUUACUGUGAUUUCUCAGAUGUCAUCGACAUCAGUGUAAAGCAGGGGUCUAAAGACGGAUCUGUGGAGAACCGGAUCGUCUCCAUAAACAGACGGGACGGUCAGACGCUGGAGCUGGAGUUUCAUUCUCUGAGCGAGGCGCUGUCCUUUGUGUCUCUGAUCGACGGCUACUACAGACUCACCACAGACGCUCAUCACUACCUGUGUAAGGAGGUGGCGCCCCCUAGACUGCUGGAGGCCAUUCAGAACAGCUGCCACGGGCCAGUGUCGACGGAGUUCGCCAUCAGCCGCUUGCGCCGAUGUGAAAACCACAGGGGCGUUUAUAUCCUGAGGUGCAGCCCGAAGGAUUACGACCGGUACUUCCUGUCCUUCAUCGUUGAGUUCGAGGGUCAGCUGGAGUUUAAGCACUGUCUGGUGGUUCGCUCUCACUCGGGAGAGUUUGUGCUCAGUGGAGCCAAAUGCAGCUUCAGCAGUCUUUGUGAAUUACUGCAGCACUACCAGAAGGAGGCGCUGCGCUCCGACAGACACGUGUUCCAGUUCAGCCGCCGCUGUCCGCCGCGCAGCAAAGAUAAAUCCAAUCUGCUGGUGUGCAGGAGCAGCCAAACCUCUGACACGUGUCUCUCGCCGUCUGAACUCAGACACGUCAACCAGAUGAUCUUCCACAAGAUCCAUAAAGAAGAUCUGGAGACGAGGGAGGGUUUGGGUCAGGGAGCGUUCACGCAGGUCUUCCGCGGCGUCCGGAGGGAGCUCGGAGAUUACGGAGAGAUCCACAAGAUGGACGUGGUGCUGAAAGUUCUGGAUAAAACCCACCGCAACUACACUGAGUCGUUCUUCGAGUCGGCGAGCAUGAUGAGCCAACUAUCCCACAAACACCUGCUGCUCAACUACGGCGUCUGCGUGUGUGCUGAUGAGCACAUCAUGGUGCAGGAGUAUGUGCGCUUCGGCUCUCUGGACACGUACCUGAAACGAAACCGCAACACCAUCAACAUCACCUGGAAGCUGGAGGUGGCUAAGCAGCUAGCGUGGGUGCUACAUCACCUGGAGGAGAAGAACCUGAUCCACGGAAACGUCUGUGCCAGGAACGUUCUGGUGACCCGAGAAGAAGACCGAAAGACGGGAACGCCUCCGUUCAUCAAGCUCAGUGACCCGGGGAUCAGCAUCACCGUCCAGCCCAGAGAACUUCUGGUGGACCGGAUCCCGUGGGUUCCUCCCGAGUGCGUGAAGGACAGCAAGAGCCUGAGUUUGGCAGCAGAUAAGUGGAGCUUCGGCACCACGCUGUGGGAGAUCUACUGCAGCGGAGAACAUCCGCUCGCGGCGUACGACGGGUCCAAGAAGCUGCUGUUCUACGAAGACAAGCACCAGCUUCCAGCUCCGAAGUGGACUGAACUGGCCAGCGUGAUCAACAGCUGCAUGGAGUACGAGCCGCUGCAGCGGCCCUCGUUCAGAGCCGUCAUCCGAGACCUCAACAGCCUCUUCACGCCAGACUACGAGCUGCUGGUGGAGAGCGACACGGUUCCCAGCAGGCAUCGGGCGCUGGGUCUCGCCGGAGCGUUCGAGAGCCAGGAACCCACUCAGUUUGAGGCCAGACACCUGAUCUUCCUCCAGCUGCUGGGGAAGGGGAACUUCGGCAGCGUGGAGAAGUGCCGCUACGAUCCGCUGCAGGACAACACGGGCGAAGUCGUCGCGGUCAAGAAGCUACAGCACAGCACGGCCGAACACCUGCGAGACUUCGAGCGGGAAAUCGAGAUCCUGCGCUCGCUGCAGCACGAGAACAUCGUCAGAUACAAGGGAGUGUGUUACAGCGCAGGUCGUAAGAACCUGCGGCUGGUCAUGGAGUUUUUGCCGUUUGGUAGUUUGAGAGAUUAUCUUUCAAAAAACAAGGAGCGCUUCGACCACACGAAGCUUCUGCUGUACACCUCUCAGAUCUGUAAGGGCAUGGACUACCUGGCGUCCAAGCGCUACGUCCAUCGAGAUCUGGCCACCAGGAACAUUCUGGUGGAGAGUGAGUUUCGUGUGAAGAUCGGAGACUUCGGCCUGACUAAAGUUCUUCCUCAGGAUAAGGAGUAUUACACCGUCCGCGAGCCGGGCGAGAGCCCCAUCUUCUGGUAUGCGCCGGAGUCUCUGACUGAGAGCAAGUUCAGCGUGGCGUCAGACGUCUGGAGUUUCGGAGUCGUUCUCUACGAACUCUUUACAUACAGUGACAAAAGCUGCAGUCCUCCAGCUGUGUUUAUGGAGCAGAUGGGGGAGGACAAGCAGGGCCAGAUGAUCGUUUAUCACCUGAUCGAUCUGCUGAAGCGCAGCUACCGUCUGCCGGCUCCUGACGGCUGUCCUGCCGAGGUUCGCGCGCUGAUGAAGGAGUGCUGGGAGGCAGAGCCGGGCGAUCGGCCCACCUUCAAAGAUCUCGCUCAGAGAGUCGACGCCAUCCAGGACCGCAAGAGCGUCUGACGCCAACAUCAGAGUCUCGACGCGUUUGACCCAGAGCUGGACUGUGUCCGUCCUCCAGGAAUAAUGUAAAGUAGGGCUGGGACAAUAAAUCGAUGCAUCGUGAUUCGUGGAUCGAGAUU